Messenger RNA from Labrus bergylta (ballan wrasse), 3036 nucleotides. It is a transcript of the gene shox, whose product is annotated as shox homeobox. Gene Ontology annotation, biological process: regulation of transcription by RNA polymerase II. Gene Ontology annotation, molecular function: sequence-specific double-stranded DNA binding; DNA-binding transcription factor activity, RNA polymerase II-specific. The record is from RefSeq and is a predicted model, not a curated record. NCBI's taxonomy places the organism in Eukaryota, Metazoa, Chordata, Actinopteri, Labriformes, Labridae. Gene Ontology annotation, cellular component: nucleus.
UGAUCUCACCUCCUCUCCACCCCUCUCCUGUCUAUCGCUGCUGCUGCCAGCCUCCAAAAAAAAAACAAAAAACGAGCGCAUACAUCCGCUUGCAGAGCUGGUACCUUAUAGACACGGCGAGGUACUUUAUACUGAGACUUCACGGUGGAUUUCCAGGAGCUGGACCACUACUGAGCUGCCUAGAGCCCAGAGCCAUGGAAGAACUUACGGCAUUCGUGUCGAAAUCUUUCGAUCAGAAAACCAAGGAGAGCAGCAAAGAGAGUAUCACGUACAGGGAAGUUUUGGAGAGCGGCUUGACGAGGGCGCGGGAGCUGGGCAGCCCCGACUCGAACCUGCAGGACAUAACGGAUGGCUGCCCGGUGCAUCUGUUCAAGGACCAUGUCGAGCUGGAAAAGGAGAAACUGAAGGACUUUAAUGUUUCCCGGGCGACAGACGGGAUUUACGAGUGUAAGGACAAGAAGGAGGACGUGAAGUCCGAGGACGAGGACGCACAGGGCAAACUGAAGCAGCGGAGGAGUCGCACGAACUUCACGUUGGAGCAGCUGAACGAGCUGGAGCGGCUGUUCGACGAGACGCACUACCCGGACGCGUUCAUGAGAGAGGAGCUGAGCCAGCGGCUGGGGCUGUCCGAGGCCAGGGUGCAGGUCUGGUUUCAGAACAGAAGAGCAAAAUGUCGAAAACAAGAAAACCAGAUGCACAAAGGUGUUAUUCUGGGCUCAGGCAGUCACCUCGACGCGUGCAGAGUAGCACCCUAUGUCAACAUGGGCGCCCUGCGGAUGCCCUUCCAACAGGUCCAAGCCCAGCUCCAGUUGGACGGCGUCGCCCACUCCCACCCCCACCUGCAUCCUCCUGGCUGCUCACGCUCCCUACCUGAUGUUCCCGCCCCCUCCCUUCGGACUACCAAUCGCAUCCCUCGCCGACUCGGCCUCGGCGGCGGCGGCGGUGGCGGCAGCUGCCAAAAGCAACAGCAAGAACUCGAGCAUCGCCGACCUGCGACUCAAGGCAGGACUUCUGCGGGGCCAGUGGCUCAGUCCACUCCAGGCACAGAUCACAUCCCAAGGACCGUACAAACACAUGUGGAUGUCUGUCUGAGGGCCGGGUCCGGGGCCCCCGGCAGAGCAGAGGACGUUAGCAAAGCAAACGGGCAGGCAGAAGCAGCAGGGCCAAAAAAGCAGAGCCUCCGCCGCUGAGGUCUGCUGCCAUGUUGACAGUGCGGAGGGGGGUUGAACAUUUUUGUGGAAACUGACACACGGAGGCUAUGGAAGGACUCUCACCUUUACAACCCCAUUCCCCUCUCUCUCUCUCCCCCUCCCCACCUUCACUUUUAAAACAAACAAAAAAACACAUUAAAAAACGGCCAUAUUUGUCUCCAACCACUGUGUUCCCUGCUGCUGCAGAGUGCAUGAACUCUAACGGAGGACCACACCUGAUAUAAACAACUGUUUUUAACACUGCCGUUCUCCAUGCCCACAACCCCUCCUGCAAAGACAAUGCUCGCCAUCACGGUUUGAUUCCCCUCCUUCUUAUGGACUUGUGCUUAAACAAAAGCGACAACUUUAUUGUUCCUUUGCUGCAGAAUGGAGAAACGCUCUCCCCCUCCUCUAUCUGUCUUUAUUUCUUUCUCUUUUUUGUGUUGUAUCCCGGGUAAAGAAGUGAAGAUAGCCUUUGCACUUCAGGGUCUUGUAGGUGGGUGUUUUACAAAUGGCACUACAAGCAGAUACUACUUUACUAAUUAAAAAAAAAAAAAAACAGGGGAAGAGGGCGGGGUUUGAUAUUGUCAUGUGAUCCGCAAAAAGGACAUUAUCUUGGAUAAAGGGUAUAAAAAAACGUUUUGUUUUUUCUCUCCUUUCUUUCUUUUUUUUUUCUUUGUAAUUCUGAAAAAUAUGAAGAAAGCAUCAGUCAAACUGAAAUGCAAUGGUGUGCAGUUUAAGUGCAAUACUGUAAAUAGCAAAAAAAAAGUAGGAAAAAAAAAAACAGCUAGCAGUUAAUCCUCAACGAUAAAGAGACCCGAUGAUUUUUCAUUUGUUGUUUUUUUUUCAUGCACUGUUGAGAGUGUUGAAGUUCUUUGCCAAACACACCCGUUUUUCUACAGCAGUGUGUAUUUUAUUGAGUUGGAGAAAAGUCACUCAUUAUUUUAAGGUGCCAUAUCCUGUAAGCAGUUUUGUGUACAUCAGGUACAAAUGAUGAGGACGACAUGAGCACAUUUUUUUCGAUGCUGCAGAAAUAGCGGUUGGGGUUUGAAACAUCACAUGAGAGAAAAACUAUUUUUUGAAUGGUGGGUAGUUUUCAAAAUCAAAUCAAAAUCAGCCUUGUAACCCAAAAACAAGCGGUUGUUUACAUUAUCAAAAGCUUAAUUCUGCAUGUUAAAUGUGACUUUUCACCAUAAUUUUUUUUCAAAAUGAUUCUGUUCCUUCCAAAUUUAAUCCAGACAAAAGCGAGCAUUUGGAUUGUGUUAGACUUCAAGGAUUGUUUAGGAAAGCCUUUUGGACACUGCUGUAAGAGCUGCGCCACACAUGUCGAUCUGUACCUCUAACAGUCUCCCAAAAAAAAAAGAAGAAGCAUUUUCUCUGUUAUCAGACCUCCAUUUAGAACCGUUUAUCUAUAUGUCUCCAUUUUAAAUUAAACAUAUUGGUGUUUUAUUUAUUAUUUUGUCUGAAAGUCUAUGAAAGAUGAAAUAGUCGAACUACAAGUGUACAUUUUUAUAUGGCUUUGCAUUUAUUUUUGUAUGUUUUUUUUUUUUUUUUUUUUCAAGUGUUCAAUUUGAAUUAGGAGGUGUGGCUGUAGUGCAUCGUCUGCCUAAAGGAAAAAAAGAAAAAAAAGAAGUAGCGUGUCCGAGUUUACAAACAUUUCAGGGAUGGUUGAAUUGAACAAUACUCCAUGGAAUUUGUUGUACCCAUUAAAAUGAUUCUCAUUUCAUAUGCAAGCAUGCCUGAACAUGGAUCAUCGUACCGUUUGUUUUUCCCCCCUUUUUGAUUCACAAAAUAUGAAUGUACAUCUUGUACAAGUAAACUAUCAAUAAAGUUAUAAAUAUUUGUA